Williopsis jadinii is the source of this 906-nucleotide messenger RNA. It is a transcript of the gene RNH202, whose product is annotated as Rnh202p. The coding region runs from base 1 to 906 and encodes 301 amino acids. The record is from RefSeq and is a predicted model, not a curated record. Gene Ontology annotation, cellular component: ribonuclease H2 complex; nucleoplasm. Lineage: Eukaryota; Fungi; Ascomycota; Saccharomycetes; Phaffomycetales; Wickerhamomycetaceae. The transcript has a single exon. Gene Ontology annotation, biological process: RNA catabolic process; ribonucleotide metabolic process.
AUGGAGAAUUCACGCGUCGUUUACCUGCCAAAUGGUCCCUGUAAGAUCAUUAGGCUCAAGUCUCCGAUAUCGAAAGAGCUGGUGAAUUUGGUGGUGAGCAGUGGGAAGUUGUACGAACUGCGUGAGCUGACUGGCGAUAACCCAUUUGACCCACAGAACCACUUGAGGCCCGUGACCAAGGCGGAUGGCCAGCCAGUGAGGUCACUGAUACUCAGUGACCCCGAGGGUAACGGUGUUGUCAUCGAAAAUGGGUCUUUGGUGGUGGCAACGCUGUUCAAUCUGAGCUAUCUGCUCGUUGCCUAUUUCACUGACGCUCCAUCAGGAAGGUUCCAAGGGCUUGAGGAUAUCGUGGAUAGCCUCCAAGCCGAGUACGAAGGGUUUGCCGAGGUUGGCGAUGACAUGGUGGCCAAAUCGCUGGAACAGAUAUGCAACACUGUUGUCGAAGGGGACGAGACUUUCUACAAGUUUGACGAAUCAAUGGCUCUGCUAUGGCUGAAGCAAAGAGUCCAGAGACUGUGCGACCAUUUCCCCUCCAGCAUCCUGGAAUCGCUCAUCAAGCCGCUGUUGUAUCCAGUGGAGCUCGACAAAUCCAUCCCUGAAGAUAUGAUGGCCCUGGCACUGCAGAAGUACUCUGUGCUGUUGCUGUCGUCAUACUUGACGGAACAAUGGGUGGAUAAGCUGAUGAAAUGCUACGAACUGGAGCCUCUCGAGCAGUACAUUGGGAAGAUCAAGCAACAAAAAGCAGCAAAGAGAGCAGCCGAGCAGAGCUUGCUGGAGGUCAACCAACUGAAUGCGAACAACAAGAGAUCUACAAAGCCAGUGGCCAAGGCUGCGCCAAAGAAGAAGGUCAAAGUGGCCAAAGUGACCAAAGGAGCUCUGGACAUGUUCUUCAAGAAGAAGGCAUAA